Sceloporus undulatus (fence lizard) is the source of this 770-nucleotide messenger RNA. RefSeq names its product sterile alpha motif domain-containing protein 12-like. The record is from RefSeq and is a predicted model, not a curated record. NCBI's taxonomy places the organism in Eukaryota, Metazoa, Chordata, Lepidosauria, Squamata, Phrynosomatidae. The transcript is spliced from 3 exons. Gene Ontology annotation, biological process: cell surface receptor protein tyrosine kinase signaling pathway. Bases 8 to 379 code for a protein of 123 amino acids. Gene Ontology annotation, molecular function: protein binding. Gene Ontology annotation, cellular component: cytoplasmic side of plasma membrane.
AGUCCUCAUGGAGGCCAGGCAUAAGAAUGGCUUUGGAGUCGUCCAGAACGGCCUGGAAGAACGGCCUGGAGACCCUCCGGCCACCGAGACGGGUCCAGCGGCGGAGGGGGACACAAGGCGGCCGGUGGCCCAGUGGUCAGUGGUGGACGUUUGUGCGUGGCUCGGCCGAGGGCCCCUGGGACCCCCUGACAGUCCCUUGCUGGAGGCUGCCCACCGCCACGCCAUUUCAGGCAAAGCCCUGCUGCGGCUGACGGAGGAGACCCUGGAGCGCAUGGGCAUUGCGCCCAAAACCCUGUGCCAGGCCCUGCUGCGAGAGAUCUGCCACCUCCGUCUCCAGCAAGAAAUGGAAGAGUUGCUGGACAUCAUGGACAAUGAGUGAGCGAGGGAACCCUGCCCAUAAACCAGCACCUCUGCCUGGGCAGCAAGAGAAGGCAAAGGGCCCACCUGGGCUGGACUUCCAAGCCAGAGGCAGCAGUGGUCCAGGGCUGGCAGGCCAAAGGCGCAGAGGCCAGGAGCCAAGCCUUCUGCAGGAAGAGAACUUGGUGUCUCCUGGAAAGAAGACAGCCUUCAUUCUGCUACGCCUCAAAGAUGGGGUCAGUGUGCAACAGCAAGAAACGUCAUCCGUGGAGGGCAUCCAUCGCCUGCAACAACGUGGGGCAAGCGCAGGCUGGUUACCUCUUGGAGAGCAGCCAUGACUCUUUACUCCUCUUUAAACUAACCUGCUGUUUAUUCAUCAUGGCUGUCCUUAAAUACCUGAAGGGAUGCCAUAU